CGCUUUGAAUGGAUUAGUGGAGAAUUCAUGAAAUUCAUGUGCGCGCGUGUUAAACUCGGUCGGUUUUUCCCGACAAACUAAAGAAUUGUCAUUGCAAAUGUAAUUAUUUGUGAAUUAAAGUGAUUUUUUAGAAAAAUUCUAUAGUGUUUUUAUAAUUAAAAAAGAAAACUGUAAAUAAUAGACAUACAAAAUGAUUUUGUUAACAAUGAUAGCGAGGAUAGGUGAUGGUUUACCAUUAGCUGCCACUAUACAGGAUGAUGAACAGAGUGGAAGAAAUAUUUUGGAAUUUCAAAAUCAAGCAAAAAUGUUAUUUAGAAAACUUGGACCACAAUCUCCUUCUAGAUGUUCCAUUGAAACUGGACAAUAUCUUUUUCAUUAUUUAAUAGAAAACGACGUUUGCUAUUUGGUACUCUGUGAAAGACAUUACAGCAAACGAUUAGCUUACAGUUAUCUUGAAGAUAUAGCACAAGAAUUCCAUUCUCAGUACGGAAGAAGAGUAAAUACUGUCACUAGACCUUAUACAUUUAUAGAAUUUGACACUUAUAUUCAAAAAGCAAAAAAGACGUUUUCAGAUAGUAGAUCUAGAAGAAAUAUGAGUGCUUUGAAUAAUCAACUUCAAGAUGUACAAAGGAUAAUGGUUCAAAAUAUAGACGACGUAUUGACAAGGGGAACUGUUCUAUCGGAAUUGGACUCGAAAACACAAAAUUUGUCAAUGCUGUCCCAAAAAUACAGAAAGGACGCAGCGCAUUUAAACAGCAAAUCAAUGUAUAUAAAAGCAGUUGCCGGAAUUGUGGCAUUACUCGUCUUCCUUUUAUAUUUCUUUAUUCUUUAGUUUUAUCACAACAAAGGCCUAUAUUUCACAAUAUUGUCUAGAUAUAUGUAGCGUUAAAAAAAAAAAGAUCAAAUUGUGUAUUCAUUAUACACAUUUUGAGAGCGUCAAAAAAAGCCGGAGAAAAAAGACAAAUUUUCAUUAUUAGAAAGAGAAAAAAAAAAAUUUGUAAAUUUAUCUUUAAAAGUUCUUUCGAUGAAUUUUAUCCCCUUCUCUUUUGUUCUUAUUUAAGUACAACUGAGACUGUAAAUUUAGUAAUAAUUAUGCCAUUUUUGCAACAAAAAAAAACAAAUCAUCCGUUUAUUGAAUUUUAGAAUAGAAAUUUAAACCUUUUUUCACUAAAAAGAAUUUUAAUCUGAAAUUAUCAGUUUGAAAUUCAAAACAUUUUAUUUCACUUAUUCGAAAUAAUUGUCUUUUUCUUAAUUUUAAUAAUCAUCCGAUAAAAGUUGAAGAAAAAAGUUACGACUAUUUUUUCAAUUUAUUAAAUUAAAUAAUCUUGGUAAUUUAUAGUAUUAAUAAUUAAUUAAAAUAUGUUAUGUGAUUGUAGGGAUUGUUGGAUGCAAAUCUAUAUAAAUGUCUGAACAAUUUUUUUUUUUUUUAGAAUAUUACGGGGUAGAAAAGAUUUGUAUUAUGUUAUUUUUAUGUGUAUAUCUGUAUUAGUGCAUUCAUUAUGGAAAUAUUUACAAUAAUAAAAAAAGAAAAGAAAUUAAUUAAUA
Leptopilina boulardi is the source of this 1545-nucleotide messenger RNA. It is a transcript of the gene Sec22, whose product is annotated as vesicle-trafficking protein SEC22b-B. Gene Ontology annotation, molecular function: SNAP receptor activity. Gene Ontology annotation, cellular component: SNARE complex; endoplasmic reticulum membrane; endoplasmic reticulum-Golgi intermediate compartment. Bases 191 to 832 code for a protein of 213 amino acids. Gene Ontology annotation, biological process: vesicle fusion with Golgi apparatus; endoplasmic reticulum to Golgi vesicle-mediated transport; retrograde vesicle-mediated transport, Golgi to endoplasmic reticulum. The record is from RefSeq and is a predicted model, not a curated record. The transcript has 5 exons. Lineage: Eukaryota; Metazoa; Arthropoda; Insecta; Hymenoptera; Figitidae.